Molecule: messenger RNA, 686 nt
Organism: Morus notabilis
Lineage: Eukaryota; Viridiplantae; Streptophyta; Magnoliopsida; Rosales; Moraceae
Exons: 3
Coding region: 17-523 (168 amino acids)
Source: RefSeq, a predicted model, not a curated record
AGAAGAUAAAAUAAAAAUGGAGAGCUGUAAUCGGAGGCCUAUUGGGAGUGGCAUUCACUUGGAAAUAGAAGGAGAGGAAAAGAUUGAGGAAGAGACGACAUAUUACUUUGAUGGAAUCACUCCCAAACGACACGCUAAGCCUCAAAGGAGUGAAUAUUCAUCAAAAGAUGUUGAUGCUCUCCCUAAUACUCUCGAUGACUUUAUUCCUGAAUUCUCUUUGUUCCAAAGUUUGGAAAAAGUUGAUCCUCAGCAGAAACAACUAGUUAAUAAAGGUAGCAAAGCGGAGGAGGAGCUUGAAGAGAUGAACGACUACACGAAUUAUAACUCUUUUGACGAGCAACAUUUACAUCACAAGACGGACAACACGAGUGACGAGAGCUGCAACUCGGGUUCUACUUCCGUGACCAACUAUGAUGAAUCUUCCAAGCGGGACCCAGCCAUUGAUGACACCAUGUUUCCAAUUCCAGAGUCAGUAAACCCACUGUUGACUGGUUUCCUGUUCUGUACGGACGUGGUACCCUAGUAGCCCUGGUAUGAGUAAUAAUAAUAUAUGAGGUGGGGGCGGGUAGGGGGUUAAAAAUAAACUUGAGUUGAGGGGUUGUGCAGGGUAGGAGAAGCUCUUCCGCUUUCUAACCCAACCCAACCCAACCCGAUUAUAUGUACUUUUAUUUUAAAUUCGAGAGAUU